This is a messenger RNA of Drosophila biarmipes, 2306 nucleotides long. Its product is annotated as zinc finger protein 37. The transcript has a single exon. The coding region runs from base 412 to 1593 and encodes 393 amino acids. Gene Ontology annotation, biological process: regulation of transcription by RNA polymerase II. The record is from RefSeq and is a predicted model, not a curated record. Lineage: Eukaryota; Metazoa; Arthropoda; Insecta; Diptera; Drosophilidae. Gene Ontology annotation, molecular function: DNA-binding transcription factor activity, RNA polymerase II-specific; RNA polymerase II transcription regulatory region sequence-specific DNA binding. Gene Ontology annotation, cellular component: nucleus.
GCCACCCAGCGGGCCAGACCGCAUGCAGCUCUGCUUUUCCUCCAUCUUGCCGAAGUUGCCACAAAAAUUUCAUAUUAAAAUCGCAUAGUGUUGACUAUUGUGGAAAAAAACCAGAGCGAAAGGCCGCCAAAAAGAAGUUGGCGAGAAAGCAGGCGGGGAUUGGCCACCGAAUCCGAUUCCUAUUCCAGAGCCGGAGCUGGCCCAUAGCUUCCAGGCGGAGCGAGCGAGAUAGCGCGUGGAACGAGGCGAAGGAGUGGUAAGCUGAGCAGAGGGGCGAGGUGGAAAGAGGAGCUGUCAGCCGGGAAAACCGAGAGGUGAAGAGGAAAGGAGGCGCCCUGUCAAGAGGUUCUUUUCGAUUCGCACAGUCCCCGUAGCAGGACGUUCUCAGUCCGCGAGUCCAAAGCAAGCGAGAUGAAUGCCAAGCGCGUCAAGUACGCCACGGUGAAGGAGGAGAUCGUGCCCGUGGUCAUCCAGCACGAUCCCGAGGUGGAGGAGGAGGAGCACGAGGAGCACGGCGUGGGCGAGGAGGAGGAGGGCCACGAGCUGCACCACGAGCACGAGGACGACGUCCAGGAGGCCCAGUACACCUACGCCUACGCCACCGCCGACGACGAUGACACCGAGCAUGCGGUGGUGACCCUCAGCGACCGCGAGCACGAGGCCCUGGCCAAUGCCCAGGAGGUCAUCAUCGAUGAGAACGGCCACGCCGUGACCCUGCAGCAGCUGGUCGAGAACAGCACCGUCGAGGAGGUGGAGACCAUCGAGCAGGGCGACGGCACCCACACCAUCCUGCACAUCGUGCCCAAUAUGCACGACGACGACGUCGAGGACGCCGAGGAGGACGAGGAGCUGGAGGAGGGCGAGGAGCUGGAACAUGACGACGAGAUCGUGACCGUGGAGCACGAGGAGGGCGAGGUGGACGAGGACGACGACGAGGUCGGCUCCAUCGUUUUCGAGGGCACCAUCGACCAGGCCGAGCAGGAUCCGCACUCCCGCAACAAGACCUUCUAUUGCCCCAACUGCGGCAACUGCUACAGCGCCGCCGGCUCCCUGAAGCUCCACAUGCGCGCCUGCCUGCGCCAGCGCAACGAGGUCUCCGCCGAGGACCGCAAGUGCAAGGUCUGCAGCAAGGUCUUCAACUCGGUGGCCUACCUCAAGGAGCACAUGAUGCGCCACACGGGCGAGCAGCCCUACCGCUGCACCCGCUGCUACCGCAAGUUCGUCGACGAGGGCAAGUACACCGCCCACAUGGAGUCGCACAAGCACCAGGACAAGCUGGAGGCCGAGGCGGUGGCCCUGGCCGCCCAGCAUGGAGGCAAGAAGGUGGUGGUGAAGGAGUUCGAGUGCGCCUUCUGCUCGCAGAACUUCACCGUGGUCUUCGAUGUGGGCCAGGUGAAGCGGCGGUACGCGUGCGACGCCUGCCGCGAGAAGUACUCCAACGCGGAGGCCCUGCGCCAGCACAAACAGCAGGUGGAGGAGAAGCGCGAGUUCAGCUGCGAGCGCUGCGGCCGCAAGUUCGUCUUCGAGGGCUUCCUGCAGCGCCACCUGCCCACCUGCGAUGGCAGCAUCAAGCGGCGCCGCGACAUGAAGUAGAGGCGGCCGCAACGUGAUGGCAACUGGCGGCGCCGGCAGCAGCUGGAGCCGGAGCGGGAGAGGAGGGAGCAGGAGUCGCCGCCGCCAGUGCGUUACGUUGUUAUCAAGCAGGAGGACGAUGGGGACGAGGAUGGGGAGCAGUAGGACGCCAGCUGCUGAGACGAUCGGCUGCAGGACGAUCCAGAUGGGCAGAUGGAGCGGACACACGCCACACACUUGAGCACACACACCCGCUUUGUUUUGGGGCCUGGACGACAGCUCUCCGCAAGCGAUUCCAGGGGAGAGCGUCUUCCUUACCUAUUUGUACGCAUACACACAUAUUUCGAUUUGAUUUGAUGCCACCUUUUCGGCUCUAAAAGAAGGAAGCUCCGGCGAACGUUGGACACACCCGAGGACGGCGACCACGGCCAAUGUAUAGAUAUAUAUUACUUUAGUUACGACUACUUAAUGAUAGGGCCCCCAAACACCCGCUAAAGUGUAAUAACACCCGAAACCUAGAUGCUGGCACGCAAACGCCCGUCAGAUCGAAUGUGAACUAAAUAAAAACACUAAACCCAGAACCUCUGUUGGUGUAUUCCCGUAGUCCCCCAGUUACUUGUAAUUUGUUAAUGUCUAUAGUCAUACAUAUAUUUUACCUACAUCCUAAGGUUCAACUUAUUGUGUAACGAUGGAUUACCCGCUUUACUUUCAAUUAAACAUUUUUUCCAACCAAA